Venturia canescens is the source of this 1805-nucleotide messenger RNA. Its product is annotated as cilia- and flagella-associated protein 157. The transcript has 5 exons. Gene Ontology annotation, cellular component: ciliary basal body; cilium. Bases 235 to 1743 code for a protein of 502 amino acids. Lineage: Eukaryota; Metazoa; Arthropoda; Insecta; Hymenoptera; Ichneumonidae. The record is from RefSeq and is a predicted model, not a curated record. Gene Ontology annotation, molecular function: microtubule binding.
CAACCACCAGCUGCUGCUGCUGCUAGUAGUAGCAGCAGCGCAGCGAGGAGCGUCGUCCGUUAUAAGCUGAGACACCCGGUACAAAAUUCGUAAAUGAGGCAGUAAACAUUUUUUGUAAAUCAGUGAGUAAAAUUCGUGAGGAGGACGAACAGGUUAUAUUUUCUCACGUGGCUAUAUUGAUAAAUCAAGUUGGCUGCGACGAUUGACAUGGGAUGAGAAAUUAAUUAACAAAAAAUGCCUAAGAAAAAAAAAAAGGGACCUGAUAAAGAGAAGAAAGCUAAAAAAAAAUCGAUCCUCAACGAACGAGAGACUGUUUCCUAUGAGCAACAAAUUUCUGAUAAUAACAAACAAUUAACAAGAUUACGCUUACGAAAUGAACAUCUUGAAGCGCAGGUUGAUACGUUGAAGAACAAACUUAAAGAGCUCGAAGAGGAUCGCUCCGAUGUUGUUGCACAUUUGAGACGUAUUUUGCAACAAAGGACCGAAGAAGCCCACGAACUUAAUGAUCGAUUAUUAGCCAUGGAAGAGCUUCGUAAGGAUGAACAAGUUGCUUUCAAGAAAAAAGAGGACGCAAUGCAGCUUGAAUAUAAUACUAUGGAAACUAAUUUAAGUGCUGAAGUCAAAUUAGCUGCGGGAAAACUGAGUUCAUUGGAAGAUUGGAGACUAGCUCGUACCGAUUUGAUGAGGAAAUUUGAAAUUCAGGAGGAACAAAUGGCUGAGCAGGAGAAGAGGCACAAAGAAACUUUGUACAAAGCUGAAAAAUCUCUGGUUAUCGGAAAAGCAAAGAUGCAGAAAGAGAUGGAGGAACGUUUGAACGCGCUUGCACAAAAUUUUCGUCAGGCUACGAAUCUUCGGAUAGCGGACGCAACUCAUCGGGCAGUUAGAGAGAAUAUAACUUUAAAUUUGGAGCUGGAUGCAAUGUACAAAGUAUGUGAAGAAUUGGACGUUAAAAUGAAGGAGCACAGUGAGAAAGAGCGCAACCUGCGUAUACAUUCAUCACUCUUUCAAUCCGAAGCUCGAAUCGCUAUGAACAAACUUCUGGUGCAAAAUCGUUUGAUCGAUCAUUUGGCUGAGGAUCAUUACAGCAUGAGUUUGUUACAUGGAAAAAUCUGUCGUGAGAAAGCGCACAAAGCUACUAAAGACCAAAUCGUUCGAACUCUGUUUGACAAAUCUGUGGAUACGCAGUUAAGAGGACGCGUUUUGGAGCAAAACAUUGAAAUAGUUAAGAAAAAGACGGAAGAUAUGCUUAAAGAGUGGAAGGAAAAUCGUUGGCGGGUCAAAAAACUCGCCGAACUAUUGGACACUGCUAAAUGUUACGUCGACGGAAUUGAUCAACAUCUCGAUAUUGUUGGCGAAGAAGAUACUGUUGGCACAUCUUGCUGCAGCUACUUCGAGAAUGAACUUCACGUUUUGAUGAAGAUUUUGGAAAAGCAGAGAAUAAUCGAGGUUCCUUCGAUCGGAGAUUAUUCCAGUAUCGAAGCUGAGGACACGGAUGAAUUAUCUAACAUUUCGGAGGGCGAUGCAUUAUCAGCUAAAAUAAUGCAAAUAGGAAUGGAAUGCGAAGAUUCGAUGUGGAAAGGUGAAAGCGAAGAAUCGAGUGCUUUACGUAUACUAAAACAUCAAGAUGUACCAACAGAUUUGAAUAUUCCGCAAUGCCUAUUGUCCGAUUCACAUAGUUCGGACGUAACGUCACCGAAAGAAACAGAAACACCUCGGUCUAUCUUUUCGGGAGAUACGGCCUAAUUCGAUUAUCCUGAGGAUUCGUUAAUCUUUUUUAAUAAAAUCUUCAAACCAUUUUGAACCCA